Molecule: messenger RNA, 3571 nt
Organism: Agrilus planipennis (emerald ash borer)
Lineage: Eukaryota; Metazoa; Arthropoda; Insecta; Coleoptera; Buprestidae
Exons: 13
Coding region: 66-2768 (900 amino acids)
Molecular function (GO): 3',5'-cyclic-AMP phosphodiesterase activity
Source: RefSeq, a predicted model, not a curated record
CUCCCUCAGAGGUGCCACCAUUACAUCAAAGUUUUUCACCAGAAGACUGGAUCCUGUUGGACGCCAUGGGUUCGGCUCCCCUUCCGGCGUGCACGGGACGCUUCCUUACAAUGCACAAACGACGUCGCAAGAAACUCAUUACCAGGUCCUUACUUCAGGACCAUGCCAUAUUAGAUGAUAUAUCACACGGACAAGUACAGCAUAUCUUAGACAAAGUUAGUUUAUGGGCUUUUAACGCGUUUACUCUGGAGACCGUGGCCGGUGGUCGUUCACUGCCAGUCCUUUGUGUUCAUCUUUUUCACUGGUACGGUCUUUUCGAACAUUUCAAGCUGGAAGUUGUUCACGUAUGGAAACUUUUUACUCUUAUAGAAGAAGGCUACCACAACACGAAUCCGUAUCACAACUCUAUCCAUGCCACAGAUGUCACUCAAGCAAUGCACUGUUUCCUGCAGGAAAACAAGAUCAAAGAACAUCUGCAACCUAUUGAAAUAAUGGCAGCUCUUAUUGGAGCGGUGGCUCACGACUUGGACCAUCCUGGAGUCAACCAAAAUUUCCUUAUACAAACUCAAAAUCAUUUGGCUGUUCUGUAUGACAAUAUGUCUGUGCUGGAAAAUCAUCAUUGGAGAUCUGCAAUUGGCUGUCUAUUAGAAAGUGGAGUCUUGGAUCAGUUAAUAGCUUAUAAGGAAGAACUAGAAGAACAAAUAAGGGAGCUAAUUUUGGCUACAGACAUCAAUAGACAGCAAGAGUUUUUAACGAAAUUUAAGAAACAUCUAGAUGAGGAUACGUUAGACCUGACGGUGGCCGAAAAUAGACUGUUCAUACUGCAAAUAGCACUCAAGUGUGCUGACAUUUCCAAUCCUACCAGACCGUGGGAAAUUUCCAAAAAGUGGAGCCUAAAAGUCUGUGAUGAAUUUUUCAGGCAGGGAGAGUACGAGCGUCAAUUGAACCUUCCUGUCACUCUUAUGUGUGAUAGGCAGUCGACUACAGUUGCGAAAAUUCAAACAGGUUUCUUUGAGCAUGUUGUCGCGCCUCUUUUUUCGGAAUGGCACCGGUUUCUUGAAAGUACACUCUCAUCGCACAUGAUGGAACUUUUGGACGCGAACUGGAACCGUUGGAAAACGCAAAAGGAAGCUGAAAUGGCUCAAGAAACUCAGACCGAGCUGUCAGACACCGAACCUGGCGAUCUCGAUGUUUCUAUAGCGACCCGUAGCAGUAGUAAACAGAAAUUCUCUCUCGACAUUCCUUCCGUCACCGACUUCAUUCAACCAUCACAAGCAUCUCAAACAGGUUAUCGAAGACAAUCACUGGCUGUGCCCACACUGGAGUCGCAACUCGGGGUACGUCGUCAUUCGGUUCCCGUUCAUGUUGAGCUCCAGUUACCCCGCACCAUUUAUCGUCGCGAAAGUUUACCCCAAGCACCCAACAAUCAUCAUCAUCAUCACAGACAUAGUUCGUCGGGACGGUCCACCGUCAGUCCAGUUUUUAGCGGCGAUUCGCGAACUUCCAGUGCUGGACAUUUACGCGAAGAAGACGAACUGCUCGAGCUGGCUUUCGGUUCACAAACUUCCCUACUGUCUUCCAGCAGUGACAGACAACACUCAUCAGAGGAUCAGGUAGAACGUCCGUUGAGUGCGGAGAAUCUCUUGCCAGAACCAAACAUAGCAUCCAUGACAAGCAGCAACGGUGCCGCGGCGAAGUUAUCGUCGGUGUUGCACGGCUCCGCGCCUCCGACCAAAGCCCUCACAAGGCAGCAGACUUUCCCACCUCCUCAACCGUACGUGCGCAUGCGUUACAUGUCUGCCACUGUCGAGAUGACCACCUGCCCAGAAUCCGCUCAAGAAGGUACAUCUGACUCAUCAGUAAGUAGUUCUCGAGAGCACAUAUCAUCCACGUCCACCACUGCUGUUUGUGUUACGCAACACAACGUGAUCCCCUCCAUAGCCGUACUAAGUCCGAAUAAUGGUAAGAGUCCCGAUUCCCAAGUACCUGAACUAACCCUGUCUCCCAUCUCAUCGUCUCCUAUGUCGUUGGUUUCGAAAACGUCUUCUUCAACGUCCAGUUAUAAACGAGAACAAGAGAACGUAUUUGAAAAGGAAAAGGCAUCGAAAUUGCCAAAGCUUUCUGAUACGGAACAGAAACAGGGGAAGGAAAAUUUAGACCCCAGACUGACUUCUUCGAAUAUGUUAAGAAGGGGUUCGGCACCUGUACCUUUUGUGCCAUUAAACGAAAGCGACCCUGCUGGCAGGGUUUUGCGUUUACCUGAUACACAUACGUUAAGAAGGGGUUCGGUGCCAACUGAAGCAGUUAGACUUUCAAUUCAAAAAGAAAAAAACGAAACUAUAGCAAGUCCAUCUACGUCGACGGUGGAACCAUUUCCUCGUUAUCAACCCCAAAGACGCGGAUCCGCCCCUACGGAUCUCCCUCACCCGUCGUCGUUGAUUUCCGGAUUUGGUGGGGGCGGUGGUGCCUCUAGCGGUGCAGGAGUCAGUUGCAUGCUAACACGUCACGUGAGCUUAAACGGUAAAGCUUGCGCCAGUCGUAGAUCGAAGAAGCAUCAGCUGCACCGACGCAGCUCGGGCGGGCCCGAGACUGUGUGCUUGGGCGGAAAUGGACCAGACGGCGGAACAUCCGCUGGAAGUGGAGCCGAAUCGUCCUGUGCACGUGUAAUGCUGCUCCGCCAGCCCGACAACAACGCCGACGUGCUGCUGGCCCGGCGCCGAGGCUCCUUGCCCAUUGAGGUUUUGACUGUUGGACAUUCAGUAUGUUGACGGUGAAAUUCACUGUGUGGACCACACCGUCCGACAUGCAAUAAGGACCAACUCUCAGCGACUGAUGCAUCCUCCUCUUCUUCUUCCUCCAUCUUCAUAAACUAAGCUCAUUAUUUAUAAUAAUAAUUAUAAUAAUAAAUAAUAAUAAUCAUCAUCGUAAGUGAAGCCAAAAAAAAAAAAGAAAAAGGAAAAUAACAAUUAUGAAUGUUGUACUUGUCACGAUGAUACUACCUACCACUUAUUCGAGUAGGAUCCUGUGUUAUGAAUAUUAUGUGUGUGACGAUAGCUAUCUUUCCAUCGGCAUUAAGUAAGUAAGUAGAUGUUUUAGAAGACGACCUUUUAUUUAUUUUUUACCAGAGUGUGAGUUGUGUUAUUUCGCGUAAGUACGUUUUGAGCGCGCAAAUAUAUUUUUUACUUCUUAUUUUCUAACAACAUUGUAUGGUCCAUCAAUUCUCCAUUACGAUAAAAAGUUUAAACCAUUCAAUUCAUUUGUCAAAAAAAUAGAGAAAAACAAGAAAUUGUGCUACAGUAAAUGUAAAAUACACCCAAUUCUGUUUUUACAUGUUUUUGGUUUAAUAUGAAUUUAAAAAUAAAUUUAGUUCUUAUUUUACAUUACAAUAUCUAUCUAAACUUUAAGAAUUUGUUUUAAUAAUUUGCAUCACAUUACAUCAGAAAAAAAAAACAAGAAAUAUUAUGACUGAAGAACUAAAGCACAUUAUUAUUUGAACCAUUCUGGAAUUAUUCUUACGAAAUUACCUUUCAGCAAUAUAUAAUUUUUUCGUAAUUAAAUAGAAUUACAUGCA